CAGGACUCUCCGGAGUUGAUAUCGUUCCGUGCUUGAACAUCUUAGCUGUUUGCCGCCCGUUUGCUUGGGAGCUGUUCCACGGCGAUGGGUUGUACGUCCAGCAGCACCAAAGGACAAAACUCGUCAUGGAAUCCCGAACCUUACACGAGCAGGUCGACGGAAACAACAACCCUAACAACGACACAGGCAAAUGGAUCGCCACGGAAACAGCAACUUGAAGAAAAAUUCACCAAAGAUGAUAUACUCCUAAUUUUUCGAACUAUGGACAAGGACAAAAAUGGCUUCCUGACGUCGGACGAGAUAAGGGACGCUCUGGUGAAAACGAGGGCGUACCAAAACGAGGCUCAAGUUCAGCAGAUGAUCACAGAGGCCGAUAAAGAUGGCGACGGACGAAUAAACUACGUGGAGUUCGCUGGUGUUAUGGACUUCGUUAAUUCAAAACCGUAAUAGGAUCCACUAAUACCCAAAUUCAACAAAUACUAUGAAACGAAAUAUUUGUGCGUGAAACAAAUUU
This is a messenger RNA of Saccoglossus kowalevskii, 514 nucleotides long. RefSeq lists its product as uncharacterized. Lineage: Eukaryota; Metazoa; Hemichordata; Enteropneusta; Harrimaniidae. Gene Ontology annotation, molecular function: calcium ion binding. The record is from RefSeq and is a predicted model, not a curated record.